UUCUUAUAAUUCGAGUAUUGAAUUGAAAAUGAGGACGUUUAUGAUACUACUUCUUUACUGGGCAGCGUCUCUGUCUGCAGUGAAGCACUCUCUGAAGUAUUUCUACACUGCAUCCUCUCAAGUCCCAAACUUCCCAGAGUUCGUGGUUGUUGGGAUGGUUGAUGAAGUUCAGAUGGUUCAGUUUGACAGCAACACCAUGAAAGCUGUGUCCAAACAGGACUGGAUGAACAGAAAUAUAGAUGAGCAGUACUGGGAGAGAGAGACUGGGGGCUUUGUAAGUGCCCAGCAGGUGUUCAAAGCCAACAUUGAAAUUGCAAAGCAGCGCUUCAACCAAACUGGAGGUGUUCACAUUGUCCAGCGGAUGUACGGCUGUGAAUGGGACGAUGAGACGAAUGAGGUGGACGGAUAUGAGCAGUUUGGUUAUGAUGGAGAAGACUUCAUAAUAUUUGACCUGCAGACAGAGACGUGGGUCGCUCCAAAACAACAGGCUGUGGUGACCAAACACAAGUGGGACAGUAACAAAGCUUUUAUAACCAGUGUGAAGAACUAUUACACUCAGAUUUGUCCUGAGUGGCUGAAGAAGUAUCUGAACUAUGGGAGGAGCUCUUUAAUGAGAACAGUUCCUCCUUCAGUGUCUCUCCUCCAGAAGUCUUCCUCCUCUGCCAUCAGCUGCCACGCUACAGGUUUCUAUCCUGACAGAGCCGAGAUGAUGUGGACGAAAGAUGGAGAGGAGACUCAUGAGGGUGUGGAGAUAGGAGAGAUCCUCACCAACAAUGAUGGGACCUUCCAGAUGAGUGUUAACCUGGAUCUGAGAUCUGUUCCAGCUGAAGACUGGAGGAGGUACGACUGUGUGUUUCAGUUCUCUGGUAUAAAUGAAAACGUCACCACCACACUGGAUAAAACAGCCAUCAGGACAAAUGAAGGUAAGAAUAUGAUCAGAAAUGAUGAAGAUGUGUU
This is a messenger RNA of Pelmatolapia mariae (spotted tilapia), 957 nucleotides long. Its product is annotated as major histocompatibility complex class I-related gene protein-like. Gene Ontology annotation, cellular component: external side of plasma membrane. The transcript is spliced from 4 exons. The annotation marks the transcript as partial. The record is from RefSeq and is a predicted model, not a curated record. NCBI's taxonomy places the organism in Eukaryota, Metazoa, Chordata, Actinopteri, Cichliformes, Cichlidae. Gene Ontology annotation, biological process: immune response.